CGCCGGGGUUGGCGGCGGCGCCAUUUUGAACUGGCUGAGGGUCGGAGGCGGCGGCUGCCGAGCAGGGUUCCGCGUCCCCGGAGGGAGAACCCGCGAGGAAGGAGCGGAUAUGGCCGCGAAUAGGAACUUGAAGCAAGUGCGGAUCGAAAACAGCUCCCCAGCGGCGCCGCUGGGCAUGGUGGGGGGUGGCGGCGGCGGCAGCCUGAAAGGAUUGCGCGGCCUAGAAGCGGAGAGUGAGGCGGCGGCGGCGGCCAUGGCUCUGGCGCCGAGCAAAGAAGGUGGCGGAGAUGAGGAGCAGGAGGUUGGGUUCACCAUCGAUAUCAAGAGCUUUCUCAAACCUGGCGAGAAGAGCUACACGCAGCGUUGCCGGCUGUUCGUGGGGAAUCUGCCUACUGAUAUCACCGAGGAGGAUUUCAAGCGCCUUUUCGAGCGCUACGGGGAGCCCAGCGAGGUCUUCAUCAAUCGGGACCGUGGCUUCGGCUUCAUCCGCCUGGAAUCUAGGACCCUGGCUGAAAUAGCAAAGGCAGAACUUGAUGGUACUAUUUUGAAGAGCAGACCACUUCGAAUUCGAUUUGCUACCCAUGGAGCUGCCUUAACUGUGAAGAAUUUGUCACCUGUGGUUUCCAACGAGCUCCUGGAACAAGCAUUCUCACAAUUCGGGCCAGUGGAAAGAGCGGUUGUUGUAGUGGAUGAUCGUGGCAGAGCUACAGGGAAGGGUUUUGUAGAGUUUGCAGCUAAACCUCCAGCACGGAAAGCUCUAGAAAGAUGCAGUGAUGGGGCAUUCUUGCUUACAACAACACCUCGACCUGUUGUUGUAGAACCAAUGGAGCAAUUUGAUGAUGAGGAUGGACUCCCUGAGAAGCUAAUGCAAAAAACACAACAGUACCACAAGGAAAGAGAACAGCCUCCACGCUUUGCUCAGCCUGGAACAUUUGAGUUUGAGUAUGCUUCGCGGUGGAAGGCUCUUGAUGAGAUGGAAAAGCAGCAGCGUGAACAGGUUGACAGGAAUAUUAGAGAAGCCAAAGAGAAACUCGAGGCAGAAAUGGAAGCAGCUAGACAUGAGCAUCAGCUAAUGCUGAUGAGGCAAGAUCUCAUGCGUCGUCAAGAAGAAUUGAGGCGCUUGGAAGAACUUCGAAAUCAAGAACUUCAAAAACGCAAGCAGAUACAAUUGAGACAUGAAGAAGAACACAGACGUCGUGAAGAAGAGAUGCUACGCCAGAGGGAGCAGGAAGAGUUACGACGACAGCAGGAGGGAGGAUUUAAGCCAAAUUUCAUGGAUAAUAGAGAACAGGAAAUGAGAAUGGGUGAUAUGGGUCCUCGUGGAGCAAUAAACAUGGGAGAUGCGUUUAGCCCAGCACCUGCUGGUAACCAAGGCCCUCCUCCAAUGAUGGGUAUGAAUAUGAACAACAGAGGAACUUUACCUGGCCCUGCAAUGGGUCCUGGUCCUUCCAUGGGACCAGAAGGAGCUGCAAAUAUGGGAACACCAAUGAUGCCAGAUAAUGGAACAGUGCAUAAUGAGAGAUUCGCUCAAGGAGGCCCAUCCCAGAUGGGUUCACCUCUGGUUAGUAGAACGGGCUCUGAAACUCCUCAGCCGCCAAUGAGUGGUGUAGGUGCCGUGAGUGGUGGACCUGGUGGCUUUGGUAGAGGAAACCCAGGGGGCAACUUUGAAGGACCUAACAAGCGUCGCAGAUACUAAACCUUAAUUCAUUCCUUACUGUUUUAGAAAUUCCAGUAAAAUUAUACAGUGAUAUGCCUUUAUAAUUUUAGCUGUUAUCUGGAAACGGUUCUAUUGUUAUUGUAGUCUUUAAAACAGUUUCUUUUGUAAAACUUUUUUUGUAUUCAGUCAUAGGCUUUGUAGUAUAGAGCAGAAAUGAUGCAGAUCAUUAUGUAAGGCAAUGUGUUUGUGACUAGCAAAAUACAAUGUGUGACUAUGCUGUAAAACAUGCAGUUAUCUGAUUACAAUAAAACAAAAAUCACUGGAAAGGAUUCUGGGAAUGUUAUUACUGAGUAAGAAUAAUUUUAUGCUUAAUUUUAAGAGGCAUCAUUUUCAUUUUUACAUAGUUUCUACUAUGUGUCAAGAAAGUUCCAUUCUUAAUAGUGAAUAUUUAGCUAAACUGCAUGGUGCAGUAGAUACUAUGAAAAACUUAUAACUGCUUUUGUUUUGACUUUUAAAGAGCAUAAAAUUUUAUACAAAGUGUUAUCAAAGAUACUGUGUCCUUGCAUCUCAAUCCACCACUGCAAACUUAGUCACAGUAAGAAGUUAUCGACAGAGGUUAUCUGUUAUACAAAUUAUUAGAAAAUUUAACUUAGGGAGGGAAAAAACCAACUUUGGAAAGGAAUCGCUAUGUAUGCUUUAUUCAUAACAGUAUGAGUGAAUUUACCUAAACCAUAUUUAUAGAGGAGAAAAUUGCUUGUGACAUCUAUGUGUUCUGCUGAUGGUUAAAGUAUCUUCCAUUGCAAGGAAGGAGACAUUUCUGCACGCUGGUUGAAAGCUUUCCACUGUGUUUGCGCAUCAUUAUUAUUAAGUAUACAUUUUCCCCAGCGGUUGGGUUGAAAAAAGCCAUGUCUGUUAUCAAUGAGUAACUGUAUAAUUAGGAAGCAAAUACAUGAUUUCCAGCAAAAGUAAGUUCACUUAUAGUUGAGUAUUAUGCAUUUAGAAGGAUUGCACUUGAGUAUUUCAGAAAGGUUUUACAGAACAAGAAAUUUGGAAAUGGCCUAUUUACAGCACAACUCAGGGUAUAUUUGCCUAUUGAGUUUUAAGAUAAAACUGAUAGUAAACCUACAAGGAAGCUUAUUAUGAUUCUUUUUUGUCAGUCUUGGAAGAUGAUGGAAAAGACCUAUUGGUUCUAUUCCUGUAAUGGCAAAUAAAGUAGGGAUAUUGGUUGGUUACUAUUACUCUUUUUUCCUGUACAAAAUAGUUGUAAAAUAGAAGUGUUCUUUUUGAUCAGUUCACUCACAUUUUCAGAGGUAGUCAUUACUAAAUUUCAUCUGCAUGAAUUGUGAUACUAAAUUGGUUAAAAAUGAACUUGAAAUAACCUGGUACCCUAAUCACAUCCAAAUGGUAUAUACAUGUCUCAGCAUGGGAUGCAAGCAGCAGAGAGGGCUUGUGUGUGGUACUUGUUAAUGUAGCCAUGAUUGGCUUGGUGGAUUGAAUUUUGAACACAUGGUUAAGAAGAAAAUUGCAUCAUUGCUGGCAUACCGGAAAUACACUGUUAGUUAAAUUGCCAGUGUUUUAUGGCUUAAGAUACUGUUUUCAUACAAUUCAGGAGUUACCUUAGUGUACCUAAGUGUGUAGUCCUCACUUGUGACAUCUGUACCUGCUAAGCAUUUUCCUUUAGAUUGUCUUUAAUGUUGCCAUGUUUUGCUUGAUUUGAUACAUGCCAUAUUCUUAAAAUAAACCUCAACCAAACUGCAAGUGAUUUUACUUGACACACUGAUCCUAAAUGUUAAGAUUUGGGAAAAUUACUUUUUUCACUGCUAUAAACUAGUGUUUGUAUAUGGCAACUACUUAACCUCUCUGCUCUAGUGUCCUUUAUUCAGUUCAAAGUACAGUUUACACUGGUAUCUAGUAAGGUGUCUAAGUAUGAGAUUACUAUUUUCUCAUGUUUUCUGCCCUUGUACUUGACUUUUUUAGGGGAUUGAUAAAGUAUUGGUGUGAUUUGGUAGUUCUCAACUGUAAAGCUGUACAGGGAACAUGUUUUAAAUACAAAUUAAACUAGAUUCAAAAGGUUGGUUCAUUUUUUUCAGAAGAAAAGACUGUGUUGCUCAGGCCUUUUUAGCUAGCUCAUGUAUAUUUGUUUAGCUAUAUAAACCCUUCUCCUUAUACUCAUAUCUGAGUAAGUUUCAGAAGAACAUUUAAUAUACUGAAUCAGCAAAAGCAGUUCAUACUUUCCAUGCCAGCUUCAUGCUAUUUUAAGUACAUGUUUGUUGCACUGUGGUUUUGGUAGCAAGUGGAAGUAUGCAUUUAUUUGAAAGUUCUUGUAGUUUUUAUUUAACAUUAGUGAUUGUCAUUUCACAGUUGUGACCUGCCCUUCCUGUAAACCUCUGACUUGGAUGGCUCUGCUGCAUGGUAGCAGUGGGUUUGUCAGCUAUCCUUACUGCAGAAAAUAAUUUAAUCUAUUUUUAAAUUUCCAAGCCAUAACAAAUAAAUACUGAAAUGUAUUUUUGGGCAGAUUGUAAAUAGUUAAUGAAGAAUGCCUUUUGUAGCUGAUCAUGCACUGUUGAGUUCAGCUCUUGAAAGUUUUCUUUGGGCUGCCUGGCUCAACUCUAAAGACAAUGCUUCUCAUUUUGCUAAAUGUGGUAGUAGCUAUACAAUAAACACACCUAAUUUUGUUAAAAAAGGAAUGGUCACAAAUUAUUUCCUAAAAAUGUGUAGAUGUGGCCAACCAGUUUUUACAUUAAGGUUCUGCCCUUCUGCUAAAGUGAUUAAUUUUUCUUGUUCCUCAUUUGAUUGAUCAGCUUAUCAUUUUUUCUGUGUACACAUGUACUCAAGUUUUUAACUACAUUUGCACUGUUUGACUGGAAAGCACAGUGAAGUCUUGACUCUCUGCUAUAUGGUAUGCUAAAACAAAUAGGCUUGGAAUAUAUGUGAAUCUGCCACCUACAGUACAGUUACUUUUGUAAUGUACUUGCUGAGCUUUUACAUUAUUCCUGCAGUUUCGUAUUCCUAAACUGCCUAAUUUUCCUGUGAGAUAAAAUUUUGGUAUUUAACAAAGCUUUACUGUUCCGUUUAAGUUAUAUGCUGUUCUGACCAGUGUGCUCAUUAGAUAAGGCACAUUGAUAUCUUGGGAAACUUCGUGGUGAUCCUAAUAUAUUUUACUGUAUUUAUUUCCUAAAAAAUUCACAAACUGCUGUGGAUUACCUAGAAAGAAAAUUCCUGACAUGCAGUUGUUUUAUUUGUUGUCAACAAAUUUGUUUUACGCAGUUGCACAUAAAGAUAUAAUAAAUUGAAGAUUCUUACUAGAACAAAAUUUAAAAUAGAUAUAGAUGGCAAGAACACAGUAUGAACUAAAUACUGCAUUAAUUUAAUUUUAAGCAUACUCCAGUAGGAUUUUAUAGUAUGCAUGUUUUGAGUAGCAUUCUCAUCUAAAGUAUGCUGCCACAUUUUAAAAUGUUAUAUCAAUUUCCCUCUUUUCCACUCUUGAUUUCAGAUCUAGAAUAAUUUGUAAUUACAAGUUCUUUGAAAGGUAUAAAACACAAGCACAGUGACAUUUAUGAACUUUGUGUUACAAAACAAUUGCGAUCUACCUUGAGACAACUUUGCUCAAAAAUGCUGAAAUAACCAAUCUAAAGGCAGAUUUUCAAGUGAAAACCAAAACCCUGUAAGCCUUUUGAAGAGAGAAAACAUACUUGGAGGUGAGAUGUUCAGCAAUUAAUUGGUGUGCUCUGGUGCCAUGAAGUUCAUUUUACUUAAGCAUGUUGCAGUAACAAUUUUUUUGGCAUACUUCCCAAUCUAUCUAUUUUUUUAUAAGAAGCUGGAUCAUUAUUUUUCCCUUUAGAAGUCAAACUAAAGCAUAAUUGAGCCAAUAAAAUAGUAUGGAAGGCAGGGUAGCAAACAGAGUCAGUUUAUGUUGGACUGAAAAUGUGAAAACGUGAAAUCUCCCAUUCCUGAGACUUGAAGUGUUGCAUAUCUGUGGGUAGUUUUAGAGUCUGCAUGCAGCAUCUUUUGUUAGCUUGUGCUUGUGGCCAAGAGUGGGGGGCUUCAGAGAGCACACACUUCUGAUGCAAUUUAAUUGUCCUCUCAGGAGCCCUCAAAUUAUUAAUAUGGGCACUGUGCUGUUACUAAGAUGCUCAUCUUGGAGUUUGGUGCUUUCCUUGGGCUGUUAGCUCACUCCUAGCGUGAGGGAAUAUCAGUCCAAACUUUCCUGAUUCAUGAGUGGUAAGGAGGGAGUGAGUGUGGCCUAUGGGAAAUGCAGAGGAUGUUACUACUUUAGAUUAUUGUCCAUUCAGUGCUAGCUUGGUGGCAAAUGUUGAACUGUAGUAACCUGAAAGCAUUUGCUUUCUUCAAACUUCACUUACAGAAAUGUAAGAACUUGGUAACAAUAAGAGGAUUGACUAAAAACUUGGAAUACCUAAUCGUUAGGUAUAAUUUUUCCCACUGGAUUGUUUUUAUGUUACCUUUUGUUACCUUUGCAGAUAUACUGUAAAGUAGUUUUAGCAAUCUCACAGGUUUGGUGUGUUUUGUUAAAGUAUUGGUUUUCCAUAUUUCCAACAAUUUUGGGUGCUUUCCAUAAAAUAUUUAAAAAAUCACAGCUGUAGGCAUUUCAGGUAUGUUUUCACAAUAAUCUGUUAAAUACUGAAGCUAGUUACAAAAUUGUCUAAAAUGUUACUUGUAGAAUAAAUAAACUGAAUGUGAAAUUUUCAUGUAAACUGUAAUUUUUAUGCAUGGAAACAAACUCUCAAUGUGUUCAUUUUCAGUGGGAUAGAUUUAAUAGGUCUUUUCCAUCUUGAACUUCCUUAAGAUACUCUGAAAGUUAAUAUAAUUUAAAUUUCGAGGCAUCCUUAUUAAUGACCUCAGCCUGACUUUUAAAAGCAGUGUGAGAAGUUUCUUCUGUUUGGAACAGCAGCCCUUUUUUCCUAAUUGAAGGAGCUACUCAGAAAACCAUUCAGAGAUAAACAGCAUACUUACAGGUAAAACUUAUUAAAAAACCCUCUGCUCUAAAGUAAUGAUUAUUAUACAUACACAAAUCACAGUGAAAGAAAGAAAGCAAAUUUAUGAAUGUGUGUAAAAACUCAAGUGAUUUGUAUGUGGUCCUUUGAGUGGAGAAUAAAAUUCUCAUAACAAGAGGUAUGAGAUUCAAAAGGAACUGGACUGUGUUGCUACAUAUACUUACGGAUAAAGUUUUUCCAUCUGUUUGGGUAAAUGAUUUGUCUAGAGCUUCCAUUGUUCCUAGAUUUACUAGUGUGCUUUUAUAUCUCAAUUUCUGUAGAGUAAAGCAUAGCUGUAUAAUUUGAUUGAAUUUACAUGCUAAUUGUAUGUGGGAUGUUAAGUGCUUGACUUGAAAGAAUUGCAGUGAGAAUAAAGAUACCGUUCUUGACUUUAAGUGAAAACUGCAUAGAUCCUUGAACAGGAAUAAGUGUGGAGGGUCCUGUGUGUAAACUGAACAAAAAAAAUGGGAGAGAAGGAAUAAAGUAACUUAACAAAAGUGA
Messenger RNA from Cyanistes caeruleus (blue tit), 7149 nucleotides. It is a transcript of the gene PSPC1, whose product is annotated as paraspeckle component 1. NCBI's taxonomy places the organism in Eukaryota, Metazoa, Chordata, Aves, Passeriformes, Paridae. Gene Ontology annotation, molecular function: RNA binding. The record is from RefSeq and is a predicted model, not a curated record.